Molecule: messenger RNA, 1545 nt
Organism: Linnemannia hyalina
Lineage: Eukaryota; Fungi; Mortierellomycota; Mortierellomycetes; Mortierellales; Mortierellaceae
Source: the annotation of a GenBank genome assembly
AUGCAGGCAAUGCGCUCCGUCGACAUAAACCUCGCACCCAAUGCUGUUCCCCUAGCCACUCCUGACGAGAUAUACCACGUCGACACUCAACUCGACCCAAAGACGCUGAAGGAAGUCGUGCUCUGGGACGAUAUCCUGCAGGCAUUCAGGAAUGUGGUUCAAGUUCGCAACAAGACGAGGGUUGUUCCGUUCCUAAAGGGGAAGAACCUACGAAUUCUUAAGCCGCGCAGGAUUGCCGCAGUGCCGAACGCUGUCUUGGAUGUGGUGGUGGAUAAUCUAUUGGUUGAAAAAGGGGUCACCUCUCUACAAGUCCAACAGCUACCAUUGCAGCCAACGCCACCGCAGGACGAUGAUAGCACAAUGAAGGUCAAGACUGCCUCCCAGAACAUCAUCCCAACAUCCACUGCUACGUCCUCAUCCAGUAGCGCGUCCACGCCCGCUGUCCUUUCUAACACAACUUCCACUGUCCGGCGGAACCCAGUCUACGGCCUUGUAGAGGUGGCGAUGGAAAACUAUACUCACAUCGAUAGACCCCUUGCAUUCACGUCGGCUCGAGGGCCACAUGAAGUACUGGACGAUCAGCCGCCAACCAUCAAGGAUCCUGUCGUCCCUCCUCACUCAGUCAACAGCUGCAACUCUCAGCUGCAAGGACCGCAGAGCGUAACCACCAAUGUUUCUAUGGAGAAGGAUGUGGUUCAAAUGAGCAUUAGCGCUAGUCAUGGAGACAAGGACGCCCAGGUGGCGCUUGGCGACAUGUAUAGGGACGGCAAGGGGGUUGCGCAAGACUAUCAGACCGCCACGGAUUGGUACUUCAAGGCCGUCGAGCAAGGAGACGCAGCUGGACAGCUGAGAGUAGGCGACCUCUACGAUCAAGGACUGGGUGUACCGCAGAACCACUUAAUAGCCAUGGAUUGGUACCUCAAGGCUGCCGAACAAGGAUAUGCUGUUGCUCAAUACAGCAUCGGAGUUCUCUACAAUCAUGGCCGCGGUGUUCUCAAAGACGACGCUCAGGCGAUGGGUUGGUUCCUCAAAGCCGCCGAUCAAGGACACGCAGAAUCGCAGUACGACAUUGGCGAAUUCUACUACUUUGGGCAAGGUGUCCAGCGGGACUAUGCACAAGCAAUGCAGUGGUACCUCAAAGCAGCCGAGCAAGGACAUGCCGCCUCUCAACACAGUAUCGGCUUUCUCUACAAGUACGGUCAUGGCGUUCCUCAGGACUACAAACAAGCGAUGGACUGGCUCCUCAAAGCCGCCCAACAAGGACUUGCCAGAUCUCAAUGCAGCAUCGGUCUCCUCUACAACAGCGGCCAAGGUGUUCCCCAAGACUACGCUCUGGCAAUGGAAUGGUUCCUCAAGGCCGCCAGCCAAGGACAGGUUCUCUCGCUAUAUAGUAUUGGGUGUCUCUACUGCGACGGCCAAGGUGUUCCCCAGGAUGAUACAAAGGCCAUGGAGUGGUUCUCUAAGGCUGCCGACCGAGGACAUAAGAACGCUAAGAUAUCAUUGGAGGCCUUGAAGAAAAAAAGUGUUGCUGUCACUAAAAAAUAA